AUGGACGAUGUCAUUGAAGAGAUUCAAAAUCUCUUUAACCUGGCUGCAAUCAGUGAAUCGAUUGCAAAUGAUUGGGCCGGAAGCAACUACUUGGAUUUCAACGAAGUCGAUCCUCCUGAAGCUUUAACUGAUGGAACUUGUUUGGACUGCCUACAACUUGUUCAACAAGAGCUGCAAAAGGCUGAUCUUAAAGAUGGCCCGGCUUUCUGGAAACGAUUGGUGGAGGCCGAGGUAGCGCCGGUGGGAUUGGUUGGAUUUCUAUGGGCCCUUAUUGAAGUCGCAUUGAAGAAAGACAGCAAUUUGGAACAAGUGAAAUGUGGUGCUUUCGCUUCUUCGAUCUACAUGAAACUCUGUACUGUAAAUGGCGCAAGCAUUUACAAAUUCUACCAGCAAUCUAUUGUACAGAAAGUCCUCGAUAUCUGGCGAUUGGCUCUACGCGUGGUUUUAUAUGGAGUAAGAAACGUCCAGAUUACCGAGAAGACUCAAAGGAGGAAUAAGAAGUCGAAAAAAGUGGAAUGCAACGAUGAAGCUCCAGACGCGUGUUUGCCACAACAAGACAUGCUACGGAUUCUGAACAAAUCUACAAACGAUUUGUAUAUAUUUCUCAACACAAUUCCUCUUGCUGAUCAGCCGGAGAUUGCCAUUCACACUGCUCGCUACAUUUCCGAUCUAGCGGAAUUGGAUCAUUUUGAAAAGGAAAUAAGCUAUAAGGUAGUGGAUGGACUUGACGAGUUUGCGAACUUAAAGUUGUAUUGUGAGCGCUCUUUGGCUCUCUGUCAUAUACUGGCUCAUGGGCGACAUUCAGCUGAUUGUUCAUUGAUUUACGAGCGCAUUGUACAGCCUCGUCUUCUGCUCUGGUCAUGGCAAAAUACUGCAUACGGAGGCGCCGCUAGCAUGCCAACGUCACUUAUUCAUUUUGGUGAAGUUAUGUUGCGCUUUGUGGAACAACGCAUUGCUGUGGCCGACGAAAAAGAAUUGAAAAUCAUUGAUGAGUUAAUUUAUGCUCUUAUCGUUCGGUGUCCCGAUCGUGCCGAAUAUCGCGCUCGUGUUCCACAUACGAUCAUCUCUCUCAUUAAAAUCAUGCCACAAAACAGACAUUAUAAUUUUCGAUUCACUCUUUGGGACUUGGCCACUCGAAAUAAUUCAAUGGCAACAGUUGUGGAGCUUAGUAUUUUGAUGAUCAAGGAAUUUGAUUGGAAUAUCCCGGACCCAUACACUGAAGAGCUCGCAAAUGCAAAUAAAAAUAAGCAACAAUCUCAUGAAAACAACGCAAUUAAAGAAGAGUUGGAAAGUGACGAAGAAGGCGUCGAUAUGGAUAGGACCCGGAAACGGAAAGACAAGAAAAGGAAACAAAAGGAGCGCGAUGCUUUGCACAAUUCAACGUUGGCAGAUGAAACUCACACAGGAACAAGGGCUGUUGAAAAGGCAAAGAAGGCCUUCGAAUUGCCCUACUUUCCAAAAGGAAAGGCGCUUCUCUAUCGCAUUCUUAUUGGAGCAAUUGUGCAUUCAUCAUCAACAAUUCGAGCGAGAGCAUUGUGUUUAGUUGCUGAGCUAUUACAAAACAAGGACCACGUAGACUUUGUGAAAGAUGCUGCUUUUGAUUUGAUCUUCUCUUAUAACUACGCCGAGGAUAUUGUUUUUGACGAAGGAGCUCGACCAAGCGCUAACCCAACCGCCAUUGAUCGACUUUUCCCAAUUUUGACAAUGUGCUGCAGGGACGAAAAGGUAUCACAACGUUUGUUUUAUUCAAUACAAAAUUUCCGGAAACAAGUUUUGCAUUGU
This is a messenger RNA of Mesorhabditis belari, 1782 nucleotides long. The record is from the annotation of a GenBank genome assembly. NCBI's taxonomy places the organism in Eukaryota, Metazoa, Nematoda, Chromadorea, Rhabditida, Rhabditidae.